Diuraphis noxia (Russian wheat aphid) is the source of this 2807-nucleotide messenger RNA. RefSeq lists its product as uncharacterized. The record is from RefSeq and is a predicted model, not a curated record. Gene Ontology annotation, biological process: cell surface receptor signaling pathway; G protein-coupled receptor signaling pathway. Gene Ontology annotation, molecular function: G protein-coupled receptor activity. NCBI's taxonomy places the organism in Eukaryota, Metazoa, Arthropoda, Insecta, Hemiptera, Aphididae. Gene Ontology annotation, cellular component: membrane.
AUUUAUGUCGUGGACAAUUGCCAUUGACAUUCCAGAUGAAGAUGACAACAACUCAAAUAAUUUAUUCAAGAAUAAAACUCAAAGAUAUACAUAUACUAAAGCAUAAACGCCAUACGAUGAAGAUAUUACGAGUAUGCUCUAUGGCUUUAAAAUUCAACUCUUUCUGACAACACUUGGGCUGCAAUUUGCUUUGCGUACACUGUUUGUAAAUGUCAACUGCAGAUUUGAAACAGGUCAUUAUCAGACGAUUAUGAAACCACGUUGCUAUUGGAUGAUGACGAGGACGACGAAGAUGUCCAGUCAACGGUCAAUCCAACAAAGCYAAAAACAAAAAUGUUUAACGCAGGUGUUAUUAAGAGGACUGAAACAGAAUUGGUAUGCCGAAAAACGUUCGAGUACGAAGGCCAAAAGUUGUCGCACUGUUACGACGACUCGCACUGCAAGUUGUACGGCGACUGCUGUCUGGACAGUAAGUUCUAUGAUGAGCCAGGGCAAACUGUUGCCAUCGCCGGCAGCGUGUACAACAACAGCCGGUACGGGUGUUACAAUAAGCACGGCAUGGACAUGGUGCAAGCGUUGCUGAUCGGCAGGUGUCCGCGGGUGGCGUCAUUUGCUGAUCGCGAUGUACGCGAAAAGUGUGAACGGCGCGAAGAUGAUUUCAUAUCCGCCUAUCCUGUGUCCAGCAGCGACGGCCAACACGCAUAUAAGAACGUCUGGUGUGCAUUGUGCAACGGUGAACGUUGGCAGAUUGUAUACUGGAAACCACUGUUCGUGUGUUACGGUCGCGACAGACGGGUUUUACCGAUGCASAUUCGGCUGGAGAACGCGUCCGACCACACCCUGUUGUAUCGCGACGGCCAGUGGUACUACGCCGACUACAAAAACCGGACGUUAUUCACGUGCGACUACAGGAUCCGUCCACCGGAUGUGGCCGUCACACCGCCAUUGAGGCCGUGCGUCGGCGAGGGAUUCACCGGGAUCGUGGACGGGUGUCCCGUCGGCACACCAACCGCCAUGGCCUUGGCGUGCGCGUCAUACACCUACACCCUUUUCGAGUACCAACCAAGCGGAGACCAGGAUAGGCGCGUUUUUCGAAACGUCGACUGCGCCCGGUGCAACGGGUUGACCACAAAUCAGUUGACAUGCGAACCACCGCCUCCACCGUUACGCAGCGGUGUGUUAGGGUUCGCAUCGCUGUUCGCAGUCAGUAAGGCUGGAAAACUACGUGACCCAUGCCCCCCAGACGAAAUAUAUGACGUAACCGCGGUCAAGUGUAGGAACGUGAUUCGGGAAGAGCUGUCGGGUGCAUGCUUGACGUUCGUUACGUUCGGCCAAGGGGAAUACGACGGUCGGACUGUGGGCAACGGCACAGCUUACGUGUACGCGUACAAGAAACGUGUCCGAUACAGAGUGGGAGACCGCACGACGGUCAUGGCCACGGGUAUCGGAUCUCCACUGCAAGUGUGCACUGAGGACGCAGACGGACUGCUCAGACCAUACCAACAAUCAGCUUACGCGGUGUACCUGUCGUACGCGGGCGUGAUUGGAUCGUGCGUUUCUGCCGCGGCGCUGAUCGCGCAUCUCAUACUGUUUGGAUUCUGUGGAUGUUGUACGGGCGCUGAACCCAAGAACCUUCCCGAAAAGAACCUGGCCAGUCUUUCCACAGGUUUACUGAUUGGCUACGUGGGCUACCUUUCCGUGGCACUGCGAGCCGUGUCCCCAGGCAGUGGACUUCCGUGCCUGGUGUCCGCGCUCAUCACACAAUUCGGUUUCCUAGCCGCUUUUGCGUGGAUGUUUGUCAUGUCUGCUGAUGUGUGGAUCGUGCUGCACGCGUCAACAAAGAAGCUCCGAGUGGCCGGAGGCCAGCGUCACGGUCGGUUCAUCGUCUAUUCAAUGUUUGCGUGGCUUGCACCCGCCGCACUCACUGCGCUGUCCRCUACCAUACAAUUACAGUUGGCCGGUGGUGCAUUGUUUCCCGAGCUCCGGCCCAACUUUCAUUACGACUGUUGGUUCCGGAACCCGCAGUCAUUAGUCGCGCUGUUCGUGCUUCCAGCCGGGACCGCAAUCGCCGCUAACUAUGUGUCGUUUUUCGGCGCUGUCCGGCUGAUCGCCACUUCCGAUAAUGGGUUCAAGACGUCUGGCAGUGGGGGCAGUUGCAGCAACGCCACCGGCGUCAACCGGACGCGCAGGAAUCUCAAGAUCUACGUACGGCUGUCGCUGAUGAUGGGCCUGGCGUGGGUUUUCGCGCUGGUGGGCGCGAUCACUGACAGCGACAUUGCGUGGACGCUUAACACAGCCCUCAACUCGCUGCAGGGCGCUUUCAUAUUCGUCGCGUUUGACUGCAACCAAAUAUCCAUUCAAAAGUUUGCCGUGUUCCGCAAACAACUGUCCGUAUCAGAGACGCAGACCACUGCCGCCACGCCACUCAGUGCAUCCACAUAGCGGGCGCCUGGUUAAAAGUUCCAAACACAUAUUAUUGUGUACCUUAUCUCUGCGGUAGUGUGUUGCUAUUACUGUGUGUAGACACAUUUUUUACGCUAUUGAGCUUACCGUGGUAGUAAAUACAUAAUAAUAUAUAAUAUAUAUUUACCGUUGUUUAGCAUCUAUACCAGAAUCCUAUGGRAUAUUUCUCACUGAUGUUUGUUCGCAAUGCAAUUGACUGUAAUCACGGAGGUUUGAAUGUCACACACAACUAUUUUUGUUCAUUAUUAUAGUGAGUUUUAUUGUUCCACUUUAAUCCCAAUUCUAUAUUACUUUUUUUCAUAUAAUAGCCAAUAGAGAUAUUUUAAUUGUUAUAUUUUCUUUCG